Molecule: messenger RNA, 1323 nt
Organism: Symbiodinium sp. CCMP2592
Lineage: Eukaryota; Dinophyceae; Suessiales; Symbiodiniaceae
Source: the annotation of a GenBank genome assembly
AUGGCAGCUUCAGCAGGAGGGAAAGUCUUGCUGCUGGAGUCCUUAGAUCCCAUCGACAUUCCGAUGGUGAGGUACUUGUUGGAUCAUUGUUCAGACGGCAAAAAGGCCGGUGGGCGCUGCCUGAUGCAAAUGACGACCAUCCAACUGGUCGUCGCAGUCUCGCUUUUUUGUCUUCUGGCUUUCAGUCUCCCGUUGCCGCGACCGAGUGAAGGUUUAUGGGCCAACUGGGUGUUCCUAGUCUUCACACACCCGGCGCUCAACUACAUCGCGGCCUGGUUCAACUUGAAACAAAUCUCUCGGGCCCUCCCCCGCCAGGAACGUGUUGAAUUCGAGCACCGCCUGCCGGUCGUAGCUCUCAUUCUACCUUGCCUUUGUGCACUGAUCCAUAUCGCCUUCUACUUGGCAGGCUUCUUCCCGACCCCGGUGUCUAUCUUCACCUCGUGUGUGCCUGCAGGCCUGUCUACCAGCAUCAUUGCUAUCUACCUGUCGCCAGGGCAACGAGAGGUCUUAGUGCGGUCAACCGUGCACAUGCAUGUCAUUAUGAUCCUGCUCUUUGUGCAGAUCUGCUUCCACAUUUUCCAGUGGAGGGCUUUCCCAUACAUCACUGCUCUUGAGCAGUCGUUCUCGGUGGUGCUGGUCUCUCUGGUACCGUUCGUACUCUCAAGAGCCUGUGUGGCGUUCGGCGACAGGUUGUGCAAACUACCGCGGAAGUAUCUGGAAGAGAGCAAGAUCCACUUUGCUUUCCUUUCAUUCCUGUUCUCAGCGUUGCUCAUGUCAUCGGCAAGAAACCUGACGGCAGUGAUGGUGAUUGUAAUGGUGGAUGCAGCCAAGGCACUCUUCACAGGACUCGGACUUCUGGAGAAGACAACACAGGUUUGCUUCGGGCCCAGGCACUCCCUGAAGCGGCGCAUUGAGCAGUACCACGAGCUCUUGCAGAGGCUGAAGUUUCUGCAUGUCAGUACGAAGAGCAUGAAGUCAGAGCAACUCUGGGACGUGUACACCACCCCAAUUGAUGCAGAGACCUAUCUUCAGUUCAGUACUGGCUUCGUCAACCUCGCAGUCGUAGAACUCUGCGAGCUCAUGGUGCCUGUAAUCUUCAUCUUCAUGUACGCAUUGUUCAGCAACGACGUGUUGGGUGCGAAUCGGAACUACUUCUUGCUCUAUGCCGACGAAGGUGGUGAUGAGUCCAUGGUGAACGGGAUCAUGGGUAACCUCGUGGCACUGAGUGUCGAAGCAUUUGUCUUCAGCGUGCUGGAGUUGGCAACGAGGGUCGGCACGGGCUUCAGCAUCUUCUACUUUGCGAGCUUCCGGGAAAAUGAUUGA